AAAGUGGCAACCAAUUCUUCUUUAGCAAUUCGACUAUGGUUUCAUUGGUAGAUACAUUUUCGUUUCUUGACGAUUCCUCCAUCGAUUGGAAGACCAUUAUUCUUGGAUUCACUGUUGGUCAAUUCAUAUUUGAAAACUACUUAGAAUAUAGACAAUACAGAGUAUUACAAAGAAAGUCACCACCAGCUUCAAUCAAGAAGGAAGUUUCCCAAGAAACUUUUGAGAAAUCACAAGCUUAUUCCAGGGCCAAGUCCAAGUUCUCUAUCUUCUCCGGAUUCUAUGGUUUAGUUCAAAAUCUUGCUAUUAUCAAAUUUGAUGUGUUACCUAAAGCAUGGAACUUGGCUGGUUCUUUAAUGGCCAAGUCUAGUUUUAUAUUGCCUAAGUUUAUGGGUGGUGUUAUUACCCAAUCUUUGUUCUUUGUGUUUACUUCGCAAAUCUUGUCUACUAUUGUCGGUUUACCUUUGAAUUAUUACCAACAUUUUGUCUUGGAAGAAAAGUAUGGUUUCAAUAAGCAAACCGUGAAAUUGUGGGUUACUGAUAUGAUCAAGACUAUUGGACUUUCAAUUGCCUUAGGAUCACCUGUUAUUGCUGGAUUCUUGAAGAUUAUUGAUUAUUUUGGUGACAAGUUUAUUGUCUAUUUAAUGGGAUUUGUAUUGUUUAUUAACUUGGUAGCUAUGACCAUUGUUCCUACUUUGAUUUUACCUUUGUUCAACAAGUUUACUCCUUUGGAAGAUGGUGAAUUAAAGACUGCCAUUGAAGAAUUGGCAAGUAAGCAAAAAUUCCCAUUAACCAAGUUAUUUGUUGUUGAUGGAUCCAAACGUUCUUCUCAUUCCAAUGCUUAUUUUACUGGAUUACCAUGGAGUAAGCAAAUUGUUUUAUUUGAUACUUUGAUUGAACAUAACACUACUGAUGAAACUGUUGCUGUGUUGGCCCAUGAAAUUGGCCAUUGGAAAUUGAACCAUUUACCAAAGAUGUUGGCAAUUUCUCAAGUCCAUUUGUUUUCAAUUUUCUCGUUAUUUUCCGCCUUUAUCCACAACAAAUCAUUAUAUAAUUCAUUUGGAUUUACUGAGCAACCGAUUUUGAUUGGAUUUAUGUUGUUUAAUGAUAUUUUCCAACCAUUUGAAUGUGUUUUGACCUUUGGUCAAAAUUUAGUCUCGAGAAAGCAUGAAUAUGAAGCUGAUGGAUAUGCUGAAAAUUGUGGGUAUGCCGAGAAUUUGAGUAGAUCCUUGAUCAAGCUUUCUAAUGAAAAUUUGUCUAGUAUGAAUGCUGAUUGGUUAUAUUCUUCUUAUCAUCAUUCUCAUCCUAUUUUACCUGAUAGAUUGGAUGCCUUGGGGUAUAUUUCCAAGGAAAAGAUUGGAUUAGAUAAGAAGGAAGAAAAAGAAGAAAAAGAAGAAAAACGUGAUUAACAAUAUCUAUAGUGUAUUUAGUACAAAUAAAAUAGUAUGAUAACC
Spathaspora passalidarum NRRL Y-27907 is the source of this 1451-nucleotide messenger RNA. RefSeq names its product zinc metalloprotease (gene STE24). NCBI's taxonomy places the organism in Eukaryota, Fungi, Ascomycota, Pichiomycetes, Serinales, Debaryomycetaceae. The transcript is spliced from 2 exons. The coding region runs from base 36 to 1406 and encodes 456 amino acids. Gene Ontology annotation, biological process: CAAX-box protein processing. Gene Ontology annotation, molecular function: metalloendopeptidase activity. The record is from RefSeq and is a predicted model, not a curated record. Gene Ontology annotation, cellular component: endoplasmic reticulum membrane.